AUGCUCCUUGGAACCGACUGGAUAAAUGAUAAAAUCAUGGAUAUGAUGAUGGAGGAGCUGACCUACUACAUCUUGGACACAUCUGAGUCAUCACCAUCUAUCAUUGGAAGCACAUCUUUUGCAAGAGCAAUCAACGCAACAGAUGCAUAUGAGAGAUACACCAUCUUGCUGUUUUUACUUUCCAGUGUUCACUAA
This is a messenger RNA of Serpula lacrymans var. lacrymans S7.9, 195 nucleotides long. RefSeq lists its product as uncharacterized. The record is from RefSeq and is a predicted model, not a curated record. Lineage: Eukaryota; Fungi; Basidiomycota; Agaricomycetes; Boletales; Serpulaceae. The coding region runs from base 1 to 195 and encodes 64 amino acids. The transcript is spliced from 2 exons.